UGCGCCAUUUCCUUAAAUUGGGGUUUUGUUCGUCUUCGGCCGUCGCCUUCACCGUUCCAGCUCCAGGGAAAGAGAGGAGAAGGUUGCAUUAGGAAGAGAUGAAGACGAUCCUCUCAUCGGAAACCAUGGAUAUCCCCGACGGGGUGAAGAUCAAAGUGAACGCCAAAAUCAUCGAGGUCGAAGGCCCUCGGGGGAAACUUAUUCGUAAUUUCAAGCAUCUGAAUCUGGAUUUCCAGUUGAUCACCGAAGAGGAAACCGGAAAAAAGAAGCUCAAGAUCGAUGCCUGGUUUGGCUCCAGGAAAACUUCUGCUGCCAUUCGCACUGCCCUUAGCCAUGUUGAGAAUCUCAUCACUGGUGUUACCAAGGGGUAUCGUUACAAGAUGCGAUUUGUCUAUGCUCACUUUCCGAUCAAUGCUAGCAUCACCAAUACCAACAAGUCCAUCGAGAUCCGUAACUUUCUUGGCGAGAAGAAGGUGCGAAGAGUAGACAUGCUUGACGGAGUAUCUAUUGUUCGAUCUGAGAAGGUUAAGGAUGAGUUGGUCUUGGAUGGUAACGAUAUUGAGCUUGUAUCUCGGUCUGCUGCCUUGAUAAACCAGAAAUGCCAUGUGAAGAACAAAGAUAUCCGGAAGUUCCUUGAUGGUAUUUAUGUCAGCGAAAAAGGAACCGUUGUCGAAGAGGAGUGUUGACUUGAGUAGUUUUGUUCAACCAUGCUUUAGCUUUUGGUGAUAGUUUCUUCUUAUAUAUUUAUAUUUAAUUCAUAGACAAAUUAAUGAGACAAAAAACUUGAGUUAAGAAUGCUGUCCAUUUUCCAAUAUUUAUUAGUCAUUGGUGAUGUGGUGUGGUGAAGCCAUUGUUGGUUGUGGGAUGCACUUCUUGUUAUCUUAGGGCCAUUAAUUUUAAACUUAACACAUUAACUUCAUCUUAUAUUGAUGUUAAUUUAUAUUUUA
Messenger RNA from Cucurbita moschata (crookneck pumpkin), 947 nucleotides. Its product is annotated as 60S ribosomal protein L9. Gene Ontology annotation, biological process: cytoplasmic translation. NCBI's taxonomy places the organism in Eukaryota, Viridiplantae, Streptophyta, Magnoliopsida, Cucurbitales, Cucurbitaceae. The transcript is spliced from 3 exons. The record is from RefSeq and is a predicted model, not a curated record. Bases 99 to 686 code for a protein of 195 amino acids. Gene Ontology annotation, molecular function: rRNA binding; structural constituent of ribosome. Gene Ontology annotation, cellular component: ribosome; cytosolic large ribosomal subunit.